AUGCUACAACGCGUCCCCAACGCACAAACCAUUUUCCUUCUACCACUGGCACUGCUCGUCGCCUUGACUGAUGUGGAGGCCUUCAGACGCAACUUUGAUGCGCGACAAUCAAGCAACACACACAUUCCACUCUGGAAGCAACGCGCCUGCGAGAAGCCACAAAAAUACAAGGCCAAUUCGCAUUACAUCUGCGAUGAGAAGGGCGAUGUGAAGUGCCUGCCCGGCUGGCAGGGCGACCUGUGCCAAGUCCCGAUGUGUCGACGCGGCUGUGAUCCCAUGAAUGGCUAUUGUCAACGGCCAGGCGAGUGUCGAUGCCGUAUCGGCUACACCGGUGACAUGUGCGAUAAGUGCAUUCCGCUGCCGGGCUGCCAGCACGGCACCUGCAACAAGCCAUUCGAAUGUCUGUGCAAGCCCGGUUGGGACGGCCUCUUCUGCACGGAACCAAGUUGUCGAGCCGGCUGCCACAGCACACGCGGCUACUGCGAGGCACCGGGCGAGUGCCGCUGCCGCAUAGGUUGGGCCGGACGCACCUGCGGCGAAUGCUCCACCAUGCCAGGCUGCCAGCACGGCACCUGCAGCAAGCCACUGGAGUGCAACUGCCUGCCCGGCUAUACAGGACUACUCUGUCAAACACCGCUUUGCGCCUCGGACUGCAGCAAGCAGCACGGCUACUGUCGCCGCCCAGGCGAGUGUCGCUGCAAAGUGGGAUGGACCGGCACCCAAUGUGACAAAUGCUUCCCCUAUCCAGGCUGUGUGAAUGGCGACUGUGAGGCGCCGUGGGAGUGCAACUGCCACGCCGGCUGGGGCGGCAUGUUAUGCGAUGAAAGGCUGAACUACUGCGCGGACAAUCCAGAUACCUGCGAGAACGAGGGCAAAUGCAUCUCACUGAGCCGGGAGGAUGGCAGCUAUCGCUGUCUCUGCAAGCAGGGCUACCUGGGCAAGAACUGUGAGAUACGCGAUGAGUUUUUGUUGACAUCUGUGGCGCCGCCUCGCAUUACACCGCCGCCCGAGGUGGACCGCGAACGUGAGCCAGCCAUCAGGCCAGAGUUGGCCGCAGGUGCACUUGAUGACAACAGCAGAGAAAUGGAGCAGGCAACAAAGUUGCCGGUCAACGAGGCAAAUCGGGCGCAACCACAAGCGACGCAACCGGGCGCCACAGUGGCAGAGGCAGCCAUGAAACCAUCGGCAGCCCCGGACAUUGUUCAUAGUGUCAACGAGGACGACGAAGAUGAUGAGGAUGACGACGAGGACGAAGAAGACGAAGAAGAGGAUGACGAAUACGAGGAGGAUGAAGAGGAUGAUAAUGAUCAGAUUAUACCAAAUAUUAUAUAA
This is a messenger RNA of Scaptodrosophila lebanonensis, 1332 nucleotides long. It is a transcript of the gene C901, whose product is annotated as delta-like protein 1. The coding region runs from base 1 to 1332 and encodes 443 amino acids. Gene Ontology annotation, biological process: motor neuron axon guidance; cell communication. The transcript is spliced from 8 exons. Gene Ontology annotation, cellular component: membrane. The record is from RefSeq and is a predicted model, not a curated record. Lineage: Eukaryota; Metazoa; Arthropoda; Insecta; Diptera; Drosophilidae. Gene Ontology annotation, molecular function: calcium ion binding.